GUACUUGUGCUGCUGUCACCGGUGUUCUCAGUCGCUCCUGCCCCGAGACGGGGCCAAAUACUUUGUGAGGGACUUUAUCCUGAUAGCAAGCGUAAGCAAAACCAAAACUUGAAGCAGCGCCUGAUUGAACUACCCGUUAAACUUUCUCAGACUCAGAAAUGCAAUUGCCAGUCGCAUCCGCUACCACUACUUCGCUCCAAUGUGCCUUUCUUCCUCGCCACGGGUUAUUCGGAGCUCUGGGAUCUAGUGGCAGAGAGAAAAGGUUCAUAAAGAAAGUCGUACCUGCUAAAAUUACUGCAAAGUUUGAUCUGAAGCCUCCUCCAUAUCCACUGAAUGCUUUAGAGCCAGUAAUGAGCCAGGAGACACUAGAGUAUCACUGGGGGAAGCACCACAGAGCGUACAUGGAUAACCUAAACAAGCAAAUUGAAGGAACAGAUCUAGAGGAUAAGUCACUGGAAGACAUUGUAGUUAUUUCAUACAACAGGGGUGACAGUCUUCCAGCUUUCAACAAUGCAGCUCAGGCCUGGAACCAUGACUUCUUCUGGGAGUCAAUUAAACCAGGUGGUGGCGGGGUCCCAUCUGGGGAUCUUCUGCAACUAAUUGAAAGAGAUUUUGGUUCAUUUCCAAAAUUUGUUGAUGAGUUUAAGGCUGCUGCUGCAACACAAUUUGGUUCUGGUUGGGCUUGGCUUGUAUAUAAAGCAAACAGACUCGAUGUUGGAAAUGCAGUAAAUCCUCGUCCAUCAGAUGAGGACAAGAAACUUGUAAUAGUCACGAGCCCCAAUGCUGUGAACCCUCUUAUCUGGGACUACUAUCCUCUCCUUACCAUUGAUGUUUGGGAGCAUGCUUACUUCCUGGACUUUCAGAACCGGCGGCUGGAAUAUAUCUCUGUGUUCAUGGAUAGGCUAGUGUCGUGGGAAGCAGUCAGCUUGAGGCUUGAACAAGCAAAGGCUCAAGUAGCUGAGAGGGAGAGGGAGGAUGAGAGAAAAAGAAGAGAGGAAGAAGAAGAGACAUUGACCCCCAGGGAAGCUACUACAGAAGAAAUUUAUCCUGAUAGUGACGCUGACGCAGAUGCUUGAUGAUUUUUAUCCACAACUGUGAGCUAUAAAUCGUAAUGUGCUAUUUGAACCAGGUAGGUUGAUUAGGUGGUGCUGUUGAGGUCCAAUCAUUUACAGCUGCCAAAUUUUGAUCCAGAGUAGUAAUCAUCAUUCUUUUGUAUAUUUGAGUUAGUGCUUCAUUUAUGGUUCACCAAUCACCUAUCUUGUGGAAAUUUUGAGAACCUGUUGACGGAAGUCACUGUGCGAACUAGUAAACUCGUUUUAACUUCAUGGCUCUUGCACAUGAAAGUUCACAAACAUGCCACUGUUCCUCACCAAUUACACGUAUUUCUCAAUAAAUCAUUUAUUGGACACA
Molecule: messenger RNA, 1410 nt
Organism: Prosopis cineraria
Lineage: Eukaryota; Viridiplantae; Streptophyta; Magnoliopsida; Fabales; Fabaceae
Product: superoxide dismutase [Fe], chloroplastic-like
Exons: 9
Coding region: 159-1076 (305 amino acids)
Biological process (GO): superoxide metabolic process
Cellular component (GO): chloroplast nucleoid
Molecular function (GO): superoxide dismutase activity; metal ion binding
Source: RefSeq, a predicted model, not a curated record